UUUUUAAAGGGAAACCAAGGUUGUUGAGGUCUGUGGUGGGCAUAGCAGGUGGAAGGGUUGCUGCUGUUUGCAGGAACGUGUGGAGCAGAAGAGCUGUGCCAUUCCCCCCUUUUGCCCUCUCAUGCCCCCCUUUCCCCCGUGUGUCUCCCUGUGUGUUAGUGCCCCCACACCCCACCCACCCCCAACCUGAUCCGUUGCCGCUCCAGCCCAAAGUCGCCCUCUCACCCCAUGCUUGGGACAAAGGUUGCUCACUGCCAGCCCAAUGACUGCCUGGAUUGUACUACCUGUCAGCUUGUCUGCCUUCUCCAUCACAGGAAUAUGGAUAGUGUAUGCCAUGGCUGUGAUGAAUCACCAUGUGUGUCCUGUGGAGAACUGGUCUUACAAUGUAACAUGCAUAGAAGAGCUGCCCCGGCCAGGCUUCCCGAAGUCAUGCUGCACCAUCCAGGACAUCCCCCUCAUCAGUAAAUGUGGCUCCUACCCUCCUGAAAGCUGUCUGUUCAGCCUGAUAGGCAAUGUUGGAGCCUUCAUGGUUGUGAUGGUGUGCUUUUUGCGCUACGCCCAAGUGAUCGAACACAGCCACAGAUGCUGGGUCAACACCAGCGCUCUGGUGUCUGGCUGCACCAAUGCCAUUGGUCUUGUCAUGGUGGGCAACUUUCAGGUUGAUCAUGCCAAAUCUCUUCACUAUGUGGGAGCGGGUGUGGCCUUUCCAGCAGGGCUGCUGUUUGUGUGCCUGCAGUGUGUGUUGACCUACCGUCUGGCUGUCACGGCCCUCGACUACUGGAUGGCUCAUUUCCGAGUGGCUCUGGCACUGGGAGCCAUGAUCUCCCUCGUCUUCAGCGGCAUCUUCUUCAUUCACGAGAGCUUUACCCUGCAGCACGCCGCAGCCAUCUGCGAGUGGGUCUUCACGGUGGACAUCCUGGUUUUCUACGGGACCUUCACCUAUGAGUUUGGCACCGUCACCAGUGAGACCAUGAUGACAGGCUUGCAGCAGAGCCACCACGGCUCAGGGGUGAUCAUGGGUUCCAGGGGCCAGGGCUCAACAUUAGGAGGGGCAACCAAAGGCCUCAAGUCCCCUGGGGGAAGCAGCACAUCGACACAUCUCAACUGUACCCCAGAGAGCACAGCCAUGUUGUAGCUGUGCAGCCCAGCCGAAAGGUCUGAAACAUCACCGCAGAGGUGCUUCACGGGCUCUCACAGGAAGCCAAGCUGACAGACGCAGCACGUGGAGGAAGAGGAGGCGUUCGGAUAUCCUCAACCUGUUUUUUGUUUUUAAAUCUCCACUGUUGGCGUGACCUGCUACAGUUGUUUCCUGUAGUGUUGUUGAAAGUUUGGAGCCAUGAAUGUUCCUCGGAGGCUGUUGAUCUGGGCACUUCUGCAUUAGGUAGGGUGUUGCCUGACUGGGAGAGAAGUUUUUAUUUUUUAUUUUACUUUCUCCAAAAGUUGAUUCUGUUCAU
Molecule: messenger RNA, 1454 nt
Organism: Pundamilia nyererei
Lineage: Eukaryota; Metazoa; Chordata; Actinopteri; Cichliformes; Cichlidae
Product: transmembrane protein 150A
Exons: 8
Coding region: 263-1135 (290 amino acids)
Biological process (GO): protein localization to plasma membrane
Cellular component (GO): plasma membrane
Source: RefSeq, a predicted model, not a curated record